Aspergillus ibericus CBS 121593 is the source of this 1251-nucleotide messenger RNA. RefSeq names its product AMP-activated serine/threonine-protein kinase regulatory subunit SNF4 (gene snf4). The transcript is spliced from 6 exons. The record is from RefSeq and is a predicted model, not a curated record. Bases 1 to 1251 code for a protein of 416 amino acids. NCBI's taxonomy places the organism in Eukaryota, Fungi, Ascomycota, Eurotiomycetes, Eurotiales, Aspergillaceae.
AUGAGCCCUUCCGGGCUGCCGCCCUCGACCGACGACACCACCAGCGCCAGCACCACCACGACCACGGCGACUGCUCCUCCUGCUACUGUGACUGCUGCUACUUCCCCUCCCUCCACUCCGACCACCGUCGUUCAAUCUCAAUCUCUCCCUCGACCGCCCUCCUCCACCGGUUCCUAUCCCUCCCCCAUCCCCUCCCCUGUUCCAGACCGUCGUCCUGCCCGCGGUCACGAGGGAGUAUUCGUCCAUCCCGCCUCCUUUCUCCGGCCGCGAGGUCUAUCACACCCAAUGCCACCCGCUCAGCCCGAAAGGGCGAUCGACCGGGAAGAGCGUCGCGCCUUACGCGCCAUUCGCAACUUCCUCAAAGUCCGUACCAGCUAUGAUGUCCUUCCGCUUAGUUUUCGACUGAUCAUCUUCGAUACCUCUCUCCGACAUGCGGUGCGCAAUACAGGCAUUGUUUCGGCGCCAUUAUGGGAUUCCAAGUCCUCAACCUUUGCAGGUCUCUUGACCACAUCCGAUUACAUCAACGUAAUCCAGUACUACUUCCAAAACCCCGCAGCCUUGAACCAAAUCGAUCAAUUCCGGCUGGAUAGUCUCCGAGAGGUGGAAAAGGCACUGGGCGUCGCUCCUCCCGAAACGAUAUCCAUUGACCCGGAGCGGCCGCUCUACGAGGCCUGUCGGCGCAUGCUCGAGUCUCGAGCCAGAAGGAUCCCUUUGGUCACGCACGACAGCCAAACAGACCGCGCCCUCGUUCUGAGUGUUGUCACCCAAUACCGCAUUUUGAAGUUCGUUGCCGUCAACGUCAGCGAUACCCAGAAGCUUCGGAAACCCUUGGGCGAACUCCUGUUGGGCUCAUAUCACAACAUCGCAACCGCAUCGAUGGAUACCCCUGUCAUUGAUGUCAUCCACAUCCUGGUGGAGCGAAGCAUAUCAAGCGUCCCUAUCCUAAAUUCGGAAGGUGUUGUGUACAACGUCUUCGAGGCUGUUGACGUGAUCACUCUAAUCAAGGGGGGCGUAUAUGACGACUUGAGUCUCACAGUAGGCGAGGCAUUGAAGAAGCGGUCUCCGGACUUCCCCGGUAUCUAUACAUGCUCUUUGAACGAUGGUCUGGAUACCAUCUUCGACACGAUUCGCAAAUCUCGUGUGCACCGCCUGGUUGUUGUGGAUGAGAACUUCCGACUAAAGGGUGUCCUAACGUUGAGUGACAUCCUGCAGUACAUUCUCCUGGAAGGCGAGACUGAUGAGUUAUCAUGA